Labrus bergylta (ballan wrasse) is the source of this 942-nucleotide messenger RNA. RefSeq names its product stathmin 1b (gene stmn1b). Gene Ontology annotation, cellular component: cytoplasm; neuron projection. Gene Ontology annotation, molecular function: tubulin binding. Lineage: Eukaryota; Metazoa; Chordata; Actinopteri; Labriformes; Labridae. Gene Ontology annotation, biological process: regulation of microtubule polymerization or depolymerization; neuron projection development; microtubule depolymerization. The record is from RefSeq and is a predicted model, not a curated record.
CGCGCGAAGGUGCAGAUGUUGUUGGUGUUAUUCUGCAUGAGAACAGCAGAAGAAGAAGUCGACUCGUGUCGUGUGCGCACUUCAAACUAAAGCACUUGACGUGGAAUUAAAAAGGAAUCAUUCCUGCUGAAAUGGACACCUGUGGAGAUAUCCAAGUGAAGGAGCUGAACAAGCGGGCCUCAGGUCACGCAUUCGAGGUCAUCCUGAGCCCCUCAAACACAGAUGCUAAGGAAUUUCCAUUGUCCCCUCUGAAUAAAAAGGAAACAUCACUGGAUGAGAUUAAGAGAAAACUGGACGCUGCAGAAGAGAGACGCAAGAGUCAGGGCGCUGAAGUGUUGAAACAGUUGGCUGAGAAAAAAGAGCAUGUGAAGGAGGUUCAGCAGAAGGCCAUCGAGGAAAGCUGCAACUUUAAGAAGACGGCACAAGAGAAACUCAAUCAGAAGAUGGAGACAUACGAAGAGAACCGCACUGCAUGGAUGGCAGCUCAAAAUGAAAAAUUUAAGGAGAAAGACAAGAAACUGGAAGAGGUGAAGAACAAGAAGGCGAUGGGAAAGUUAAUUUGUUUGUAAUUUGAAAACAGCAGUUACAUCUCCAAAGAUAAGCUUAAUUUUUUUUACCUGACUUUUUCAAGGUUUUCUUUAACUAGUUCUCAGUAUGCUAUAGAAUUAAAGUCUUUUCAGUUUUAGACUGGGUCCUGAUUUUGUCUGACUUUUCUGCACUUGUAGAAUUCUUGUGGGCAGCUAGCUACACUGUUUUUUCUGAGGUCUGAACUAUAUUUUCCAUUACAAUGCAUUUCAUUGAUAUGAAUCAAUCCUUGUCCUUCAUACUACAGUGCUUAAUAAUAAUGUUCCAAACUGUUGAUAAUACUGUACUGUACUGUACUGUUUAGAUAUACUGUAAGAUACCAAGGUUCUGGCAUUAAAGUGUGUAUCCACAAUUUAA